AGAAAAGGAGAAAACACAACACGUUGCUCUUUUCCCUCUUACGUUUCAAAAACAAUAACACUUUUGUUUCAUUCUCUGAAUGACGUGCCAUUUGACAUUUUUUAGAAAUGAUUGGCGACAGCUAUGAGAGUUCGCCGUAUAUGUGUUUUUACAAAUAGUUUAAGAUGACGGAGUUUUGUAGGAGAAUGCUAAACGAUGAAAAUGACGAUUCGCCUGCGAAAUGCAGGGAGCGGAGGCGACGGAGAAUAAGAAUGAGGAGAUUAGCAGGAACCUCUCCCCCUGGUUCUGGACAGCCUUCCAGCCAUAGUGGAAAUGAAAACCAGACGGAGAGGAAGCGUAUGCGCACGAUGUCGGAGAUGAGUGAUAUUCCACCGGCUGCGACUUCUACAUCCGCUUUUUCUGGCGAGAACAUGGAACCGGUGGGUCCAGAGGCGGCGUUAAGCGAGACAGACUCGGCUGAGCCGGUGUACGGGACGAUCUCGGUAUCUGGGAGGGCACGAGAGAUGGAAGACACAAUUUCUGUACGGACGAGUCUUUGUCAUCCAGAGAUUAACCGGCGGCGACCCUUACAUUUCUUCGGUGUAUACGAUGGUCAUGGAGGACCUCACGUGGCAGCAUUGUGCAGAGAAAAAUUGCACGUGUUCUUCGAAGGGGAGCUAACGCGCGUGAGUUGCAAGACCAAAAAUGAAAGUGGGAAAGGUAGCACCUCGAGAGCAGAGGAGCUUGAGCAGGAAGCUGAAUGGGAAGACAGGUGGACGACAGUGGUGACGAGGAGCUUCCAAAGAAUGGACGAAGUGGCCAUUAGUAGUUGCCCAUGUGGAAGUUUGGUGUACCGUUGUGGGUGCCACUCAAUGGAGGCAGCUCUUAGUGGGUCCACCGCUGUAGUGGCAGUUGUAACGUCCGAAUACAUCAUUGUUGCCAAUUGUGGAGAUUCACGCGCCGUCCUCUGUCGAGGUGGGAGAGCAAUUCCUCUCAGUUGUGAUCACAAGCCCGACCGGCCAGAAGAACUUGCAAGGAUUGAAGCUGCUGGUGGAAGAGUAAUAUUUUUGAACGGAGCACGUGUUGAGGGCAUUCUUGCUAUGUCUCGCGCUAUAGGGGACAAGUAUCUUAAACCAAUUGUGACAUCAGACCCUGCAAUAACUUUUACAAAAAGGGAACCUGAAGAUGAGUGUUUAAUUCUUGCUAGCGAUGGGUUGUGGGAUGUUCUAUCGAACGACUUGGCUUGUAAAGUAGCUUCUGAGUGUCUUAAAGAAGAAAACAAUGGAGGUGUUGCAUCUAGAGAGGACAAUGCAAGGCCACUGAUAGAAGAUGAAGGGGCUGAGGCAUUGUAUCCAACGAGAAGUGUAUUGGCUGCUGCACUGCUAACUCGACUUGCUUUGGGACGGAAAAGCUCAGACAACAUAAGUGUCAUAGUUGUUGAUCUUAAGAGGAGUCAGCUGAGUAAUACAUAGAUAGAUGUUGAUAUGAAUAUGAUAUUAUGAACAUUGUACAGGUCUCAUGUUGACAGAAACAUGCACAUAAUACCUUUACAUAGGUGAUAGAUGGAAAGGAAAGCAUUAAACUGAUUGCUAGCUAUUUCAUUCGGCCAGCAUUUCUUUGUGGGAGGGGUCAAUAUUAAUA
Molecule: messenger RNA, 1620 nt
Organism: Pistacia vera
Lineage: Eukaryota; Viridiplantae; Streptophyta; Magnoliopsida; Sapindales; Anacardiaceae
Product: probable protein phosphatase 2C 75
Exons: 4
Coding region: 165-1451 (428 amino acids)
Biological process (GO): protein dephosphorylation
Cellular component (GO): cytosol; nucleus
Molecular function (GO): cation binding; protein serine/threonine phosphatase activity
Source: RefSeq, a predicted model, not a curated record